Messenger RNA from Conger conger (European conger), 1753 nucleotides. Its product is annotated as high-affinity choline transporter 1-like. Gene Ontology annotation, molecular function: choline:sodium symporter activity. Gene Ontology annotation, cellular component: plasma membrane. The record is from RefSeq and is a predicted model, not a curated record. Gene Ontology annotation, biological process: choline transport; acetylcholine biosynthetic process; transmembrane transport. The transcript is spliced from 9 exons. NCBI's taxonomy places the organism in Eukaryota, Metazoa, Chordata, Actinopteri, Anguilliformes, Congridae. The coding region runs from base 38 to 1687 and encodes 549 amino acids.
CUAGUUUGUCUCAUUCCCCUGUCAGUAGAGGGAGAAGAUGGCUGUAAACAUCCCUGGGGUGAUUGCUGUUGCUGUGUUUUAUAUGAUCAUUCUGGCAACUGGAAUAUGGGCAUCUCGAAGGGCCAAGCGAGAGGAGAAGAAAAGCACUGGCACAGGGACAGAAGUUGCCCUGAUCGCUGGUCGAAAUAUCAAUAUUUUUGUGGGAAUUUUCACAAUGACGGCAACAUGGGUUGGAGGAGCCUACAUCAUUGGAACCGCUGCAACUGUCUACAACCCUAAAAAGGGCUUGAUCUGGGCUUUAAUGCCCCUGGAUUUUAUGCUUAAUUUUCUGUUAGCUGGUAUUUUCUUUGCUAAACCACUGAGAGAAAAGGAGUAUGUAACUAUGAUGGAUCCCCUCCAGCUGAAAUACGGGAAAACCGUGACCUGUAUUCUACUAAUUCCUGCAGUGAUUGGUGAUAUACUGUGGGUAGCAUGCACCACGGCAGGUUUAGGAGGAACCAUAAGUGUGAUUCUGGAUUUAUCAUCUUUCUACUCAAUAUGCUCUUCAGCCACUGUGGGCAUAACCUAUACACUUCUCGGGGGAAUGUACUCUGUGGCCUACACUGAUGUCAUACAGCUGAUGUUCAUAUUUGUUAGUAUGUGGCUGUGUGUUCCAUUCAUGAUGCUGAAUCCAGCCUCCACUGACAUCACACUCACAGCAUUCAAUGGGACCUUCCAAGCUCCUUGGGUGGGAACAUUGGAGCCAGGGGAUGUGGGGUUGUGGAUAGAUGAAUUUCUGGUUCUGAGUCUUGGAGGUCUGGCCUAUCAAUCCUUGCACCAGAGAAUUUUGUCAGCAUCAUCGGUCAGAGAUGCCCAGGUCAUGUGCUUUGCUGCAGCAGGUUUUUCAUUCAUCAUGGGAAUUCCUUCAGUACUUGCUGGGGCAGUGGCUGCAUCAACAAACUGGAACAUGACCAGUUAUGGUUCUCCCACCCCCUAUGACCGUGAAGAAGAUCCUAAAAUUCUCCCGAUCGCUCUGCAGCACCUUACUCCCAACUACAUCUCCAUCUUGGGGAUUGGGGCUGUAGCAGCAGCUGUGAUGUCAUCCAUGGACUCUUGUCUCCUGUCCUCCGCUUCCUUAUUUAGCAAAAAUGUCUAUAAAACAUUGAUUAGAAAGCAGGCUUCUGACCGAGAGCUGCAGUGGGUGAUCAAGAUCUCAGUGGUGGUGGUUGGGCUGGCAGGAAUGGGGCUGGCCUUCUUAGAGGACAGUGUGGUGCCAUUUUGGAUCCUCAGUACUGAUGUGGUGUACACUGGGAUUCUGCCCCAGCUCAUCUGCGUUAUAUACUUCCCCAUCUCCAACACAUACGGUGCUGUGGGGGGUUUCAUUGUGGGACUAAUGCUGAGAGUGCUGAGUGGGGAACCUCUAUUCCACUUGCCCCCUGCCAUCCACUUCCCUGGCUGCAAGCUCAUUGAUGGCGUCUAUGUCCAGCACUUUCCCUACAGAAGUCUGGCAAUGCUGCUGUCAUUGUGUGCCACCAUUCUGAUCUCCUAUGUAACGUCCCUGCUGUUUGAAAGAUCCAUUCUGCCGAAGAGGUGGGAUUUAAGGCAGGUUGGGACUGACAGUGCACCUUAUAUCUGUGUUAAUGAAAAAGCUAAUGCUGAUAACAAACAGCCUGUUGCUUCAGAUCAACUGCUUGAUACAAACUGUUAGAGCGGUUGGUUUUUCAAAAUGCAUAUUAUCAUUCUCGUGAUGCAAGAAACAUCAAAUAAAUUAUUU